Messenger RNA from Geosmithia morbida, 351 nucleotides. RefSeq lists its product as uncharacterized. Lineage: Eukaryota; Fungi; Ascomycota; Sordariomycetes; Hypocreales; Bionectriaceae. The record is from RefSeq and is a predicted model, not a curated record. The transcript has 2 exons. The coding region runs from base 1 to 351 and encodes 116 amino acids.
AUGUCUGGCACCGCAGGCUUCGGGGUCUGGGUCGCGUGGGCACUCCUCUCACCCUUGCUCGAGAUGGCAUCCCGACCUCGCACCGACGAGAAGCCAUGCUUCGGCCUCUUCCCCGAGAACACCGACGGGUGCGGAACUGUCGACGUAGGCCAUCUGGACGGCGACGGGCGAGCACAUUCUCUCGGGCACCAGCAAGGGGUGGUUGGACGUAAUCGAAACGACCGCUCUCGAGUGCCCAUGGCGUCCGUUGAGAAGACUGGCGUACGCUUGCAUGCCGAUGCAGACGAUGGUGCGGACGACCAGCGGCGUCUGGACAUUGCCUGCGUCCGACACGGCAUCUGCUUCACCUGA